Ostrinia nubilalis (European corn borer) is the source of this 1003-nucleotide messenger RNA. RefSeq lists its product as uncharacterized. The coding region runs from base 125 to 919 and encodes 264 amino acids. Gene Ontology annotation, cellular component: Ino80 complex; nucleus. NCBI's taxonomy places the organism in Eukaryota, Metazoa, Arthropoda, Insecta, Lepidoptera, Crambidae. The transcript is spliced from 6 exons. The record is from RefSeq and is a predicted model, not a curated record. Gene Ontology annotation, biological process: chromatin remodeling.
UCUAUGGAGUGGACGGACGGAGUUUACUGAUUUUUUCUAAUUUGACGGCGUUUUAACUUUAAUACAUCGUUUUAAACCCUCAAGAGGAAUUUUUUAUUCACAAUAGUCAAUUAAAGAGAUCAAAAUGGCGUCGGAAAAUUAUCCCAAGAAGAUGCUAGAUGGGUGGUACUGCCGCUCUAUAGCGAAUAUGCAGGCUAGUGAAGCUGCCAGCGUGAGCAGCAACACUCCUGCAGAGUCCACUCACGCUCGGGACUCAAACAACUAUACAAGUGACAGCAGCAGUGAACCUGAGCCUGAACCUAAUUUUAGAAUUCAAUAUCUUAAUCUCAAGAAGAAGCUGAAGUAUCUGAUUUAUGAAAAUGAAUGUUUUCAAGAUGCUCUUAGGUCCAGCCAGAAAAGAAUGCUCAAAGUAUCUAGAGACAGAAGUUUUUUGCUGGACAGACUCUUGCAGUAUGAAAAACCUGAGAGUACCACAUCUGAGAGUGAUGAUACAGAGUCAUCAGAUGACACAGAAUACAAUCGCAUGGAAGCUAUAAAACGAAAAAAAAUUGAAGCCAGUGCAGCCCAUCAAAAUGUUUCUGCACCAUCAACCCUCAACAAGGGGCCCAGUGCUGUAAAAAGGAAGAGAGCAGUAGUAGCUAAAAAACCUCAGAAUGCCAGUAAUGUUCAUCUAAAUGCCGGAGCAAUGAUGGCGAAAGCGUCACCUGCUCUCGGGUUCGGAUUAUCAGCGGGAGACGGCCACAUGACGCCCGAAGAGGUUGAGCGCCACUUGCAGUCACGGCAGUCUUACCUGGAGCUCCUGCCUGAGAGGGCGCCGCCGACCGUGCCCACUGAGAUGUUCAGCAAUGAUCCGUCACUGGAUAGUGAAUCAAAUGACGUGUUGGAAAAUUCACCAAAUGUAGAAGAAUGGUUUGAUUAGCAUUUCCUCACUAAUUUAAUGUUAUUAGGAUUAUCGUUUAAUUUUAUUAGUUUGUGUAUGUAUAAGUUUACACUAGUACAAGUA